AUGAUAUACUCUAAAGCAAGCUAUAGAACAUUUCAAGAAGCAAGCUAUAGAACAUUACAUGAACCAAGCUAUAGAACAUUUCAUGAACCAAGCUAUAGAACAUUUCAUGAACCAAGCUAUAGAACAUUUCAUGAACCAAGCUAUAGAACAUUUCAUGAACCAAGCUAUAGAACAUUUCAUGAACGAAGCUAUAGAACAUUUCAUGAACCAAGCUAUAGAACAUUUCAAGAAGCAAGCUAUAGAACAUUUCAUGAACCAAGCUAUAGAACAUUUCAUGAACCAAGCUAUAGAACAUUUCAAGAAGCAAGCUAUAGAACAUUUCAAGAAGCAAGCUAUAGAACAUUUCAUGAACCAAGCUAUAGAACAUUUCAUGAACCAAGCUAUAGAACAUUUCAUGAACCAAGCUAUAGAACAUUUCAUGAACCAAGCUAUAGAACAUUUCAAGAAGCAAGCUAUAGAACAUUUCAAGAAGCAAGCUAUAGAACAUUACAUGAACCAAGCUAUAGAACAUUUCAUGAACCAAGCUAUAGAACAUUUCAUGAACCAAGCUAUAGAACAUUUCAUGAACCAAGCUAUAGAACAUUUCAUGAACCAAGCUAUAGAACAUUUCAUGAACGAAGCUAUAGAACAUUUCAUGAACCAAGCUAUAGAACAUUUCAAGAAGCAAGCUAUAGAACAUUUCAUGAACCAAGCUAUAGAACAUUUCAUGAACCAAGCUAUAGAACAUUUCAAGAAGCAAGCUAUAGAACAUUUCAAGAAGCAAGCUAUAGAACAUUUCAUGAACCAAGCUAUAGAACAUUUCAUGAACCAAGCUAUAGAACAUUUCAUGAACCAAGCUAUAGAACAUUUCAUGAACCAA
Molecule: messenger RNA, 859 nt
Organism: Candidula unifasciata
Lineage: Eukaryota; Metazoa; Mollusca; Gastropoda; Stylommatophora; Geomitridae
Source: the annotation of a GenBank genome assembly